Glycine soja is the source of this 2111-nucleotide messenger RNA. Its product is annotated as ultraviolet-B receptor UVR8-like. NCBI's taxonomy places the organism in Eukaryota, Viridiplantae, Streptophyta, Magnoliopsida, Fabales, Fabaceae. The coding region runs from base 200 to 1621 and encodes 473 amino acids. The transcript has 11 exons. The record is from RefSeq and is a predicted model, not a curated record.
AUCGACGCAAGAUAUAGCGGCCAGAAAGGCGACACGUGGCAGAGGAACCACGUGAGCAUCCGACGUGGCACCCGCCCUACGCCGAAAAUGAUACGCCCACCAGCACUGAAAAGGAUUGGGGGCACUUUCCGCAUUUUUUUAAAACGGAAACAACUGAAAAUAAGGGGAAGAAGAGAUUUUACUAUUGGUGGGAAUCGGCAUGAAUGGCGAGGGGAGUGAAGCAAUGCAAGUGGAGAAGGAGAGCUUGGUGUACAUGUGGGGUUACCUGCCCGGAGCUCUGCCGCAGAGGACGCCUCUGUUGACGCCGCUUCUUGUUAGGGUUCCGCCCUCUGGUUACUUUUGGAAGGAUGUCUGCGGCGGUGGUUGUGGAUUCGCCAUGGCUAUCUCUGAGCCUGGAAAGCUCAUAACAUGGGGUUCAACAGAUGAUUUAGGCCAAAGCUAUGUUACAUCUGGCAAACAUGGGGAAACUCCAGAGCCUUUCCCUCUUCCAACUGAAGUGACUAUUGUUAAAGCUGCAGCUGGAUGGGCACAUUGUGUUUCUGUGACGGAUUGUGGAGAAGUUUACACAUGGGGAUGGAGGGAAUGUGUACCCUCUGGGAAGGUGUUUGGUGAAUCAUUAACUGGGGUAAGCCCUGAAAAGGAUGUACCCAGAAGGCAAAGUUCAUUCUUGACGGAGCAAGUGAGCCCUCGUUCUCAAGGUUCAAAAUCUACUGGAGGAACUGCCUCUGGUACCAGUGGAGAAGAAAGUUCAAAGAGAAGAAGAGUAUCUUCAGCAAAGCAAACAGCUGAAACCUCAUCAUCUAGUGAUGAUACUCAGACUGCAUUGCCAUGUCUUGUCACACUAAAUCCUGGUGUAAGGAUAGCAAGUGUAGCUGCUGGUGGUCGCCAUACCUUAGCAUUGUCAGAUAUAGGACAGGUGUGGGGUUGGGGCUAUGGUGGUGAAGGGCAGCUUGGUUUGGGUUCUAGAAUACGAAUGGUGUCCUCUCCUCAUCUAGUUCCUUGUAUUAAUUCCUCUUCUUAUGGUAAAGAUAUGGCUCGAGUAAGCAUAAGUUCAGAUGGGCAAAAUUUCAGAGUUCCUGGAAGUUAUAUUAAGGGAAUUGCCUGCGGAGGUCGACACAGUGCAGUAAUCACAGAUGCUGGAGCUGUUCUUACAUUUGGUUGGGGACUUUAUGGACAGUGUGGGCAAGGAAGUACAGAUGAUGAACUGAGCCCGAGUUGCGUAUCUUCCUUAUUGGGUAUUCAAAUAGAGGGAGUUGCUGCAGGACUGUGGCAUACUGUGUGUACAUCUGUGGAUGGUGAUGUAUAUGCAUUUGGUGGAAACCAGUUUGGACAGCUGGGAACUGGUGGUGAUCAAGCUGAGCAGACUAUACCGAGGCUCUUGGAUUGUCCGAGCUUGGAAAAUGUGAAUGUAAAGAGGAUAUCUUGUGGGGCUCGUCACACUGCUCUAAUAGCAGAUAAUGGAAAAGUCUUCUGCUGGGGAUGGAACAAGUAUGGACAGCUUGGCCUUGGGGACGUGAUAGACCGUAACAUCCCUUCUGAAGUUACCAUCGAAGGUUGUGUAGCUAAAAACGUUGCAUGCGGCUGGUGGCAUACUCUUCUUCUGGCGGAAUCACCCACUUGAUGUCAUGUGGCUUUUCUCGAGACUCAUGACCCAAUUUUGUUAGUUAGCUGUUCUUUUGUUUGGUAAAAAUCAUAUGAAAGUCCAUAUGCAUAUGUAUAUGUACAUACAUUAGUGGUAUACAUAUGACAUAUGUAUAUAUGCUUGUAUUCUUUCAUGGUGUGAAUCAUCAUGACUGGCUCUAGCAUUUAAACAACAUCCAAUAGAGAUUUCUGGUUUGCAUGGGAAGGAAAGUAUUGGGUCCUUUUCAUUCAUGUAACAUUAUUCAUCAUAGUGUAUAUUUUCUUUUAAUUGUAUUAACUAACCAGUGUAAUUAGAUACCCUACAAGUUAGGUACUGUCCCCUGGCAUGUAGUUGUAUUUUAGGGGGUAUUAUGGGGUGGUUCUUUAGCUUUAGUAUAUAUAUCCAUGCAAGUUCGUCUUUGAGGUCCAUUUUAAAUAUGUAUGGGCAUUGAUAAAAAAAUUUCAAAUGCAAACUCCAGUGUUUUUCUCAA